AUGCUGAGAAAACCAACCGAUACGGCACUGACAUAUAAUGCAACCUACGAUGACCUCACGCGGCCUCAAGCUGGUCCAGCGAACCCAUUCAAGACUGAAAACUCUGGAGUUAAGAGAAAAAAUGUAUUGACCGGAUACGCUGAAGAAGCCGCAAUAAGCGAGGCAACCUUCGUCACCCAACAGCGCACUUUCCAGAGCUUAGGCUACACCAAGGAUCCAACCCAACCAGGGGCCUUUGUAGGAAACAUGGAACAGGUGGCUCGCUAUGGGGGAAAGGAUGUGGUGCAGAUGCGACCGUCCAAGGAGGAGAGUGCAGCUAUACGGCGAAAACGGCAGAAAAAGGGCGAUUCGAGCAUUGUUGAAGGCGAAGGGGCGUAUCUAGGUCCUUGGGCAAAAUAUGAAGCCGAUGAGCUAGCUGACAGGGAAGCCGAGGCUCUGGCGGAACUGGGCAGCGAUGAAGAAUAUAUCGAAGAGGGAAUCGUUCCGUCCAUGCCGGCAAUGGAUAAAAAGGCUACAGCUUACCAAGAAGAUUUGUCCCGCACGGAAACAACAGAGUUCCACGGCACAGAAGAGCGCGACUACCAGGGCAGAACAUAUAUGCAUGUACCACAAGAUCUGGACAUCGACCUCAAGAAGGAGCCAGGAAGUGUGAAGAACUACAUACCAAAGAAGCUGAUUCACACCUGGAAAUCGCACACGAAGCCCAUCACCUCAUUGCGCUUCUUCCCUGGUUCUGGUCAUCUUCUGCUUUCAUCUUCGGCGGACUCGAAAGUAAAGUUAUGGGAUGUAUAUCAUUCACGAGAGCUUCUCCGGACAUACUCCGGACAUGCAAAUUCAGUAUCGGACACCACUUUUGAUCCAACUGGAGCCACUUUCCUUUCUGCCUCAUAUGACAGACAAAUCAAACUCUGGGACACAGAAUACGGGAAAUGCAUCCAGCGCUUCUCUACUGGAAAAACCCCUCAUGUUGUCCGAUUUAACCCUGACCCUGACAAUUCCCACGAGUUUCUUGCAGGCAUGUCUGACAAGAAAAUCAUUCAAUUUGAUAUCCGUUCCGGUGCUAUUACCCAAGAAUACGACCACCAUCUUGACGCUGUCAACACAAUCACCUUUGUUGAUAACAACCGCCGUUUCAUCUCCACCUCCGACGAUAAAUCGCUUCGUGCUUGGGAGUACAACAUCCCAGUACCUAUCAAAUUCAUUGCUGAACCACAUCUCUAUGCCCUUGUCCGUGCUGCUCCACACCCUAACGGCAAGUACGUUGCUUUCCAGUCCGGAGAUAAUAGUAUCGUCGUCUACGGAGCAACGGAUAAAUUCCGUCAAAACAGGAAGAAAUUAUUCCGAGGACAUAAUAACGCAGGUUAUGCGAUUGAUGUUUCAAUCAGUCCUGAUGGCCAGUUUGUCACAUCUGGUGACAGUGGUGGAUAUGUUUGCUUUUGGGACUGGAAGACGGGCAAGAUGUGGCACAAGAUUGAAGCGGGAGGAAAGGAAGGUUCUGCGAUUACAUGUGUAGACUGGCAUCCUCAAGAGACUAGUAAAGUGGCCACGGCUGGGUUGGAGGGAGUUAUCAAGUACUGGGAUUAG
This is a messenger RNA of Trichophyton benhamiae CBS 112371, 1584 nucleotides long. RefSeq lists its product as uncharacterized. The record is from RefSeq and is a predicted model, not a curated record. Gene Ontology annotation, molecular function: mRNA binding; protein binding. The transcript has a single exon. Gene Ontology annotation, cellular component: catalytic step 2 spliceosome. Bases 1 to 1584 code for a protein of 527 amino acids. Gene Ontology annotation, biological process: mRNA splicing, via spliceosome. NCBI's taxonomy places the organism in Eukaryota, Fungi, Ascomycota, Eurotiomycetes, Onygenales, Arthrodermataceae.